AUGCUGGCUCUGCUCGCGGGCUCGGCCCUGGUGGCCGGCCUCCUGUACCACACCUACCAAGUCAAAGCACACCGCCAGACGAGCCUGGCCUCGGUCGGUGGCGUUGCCUCGCCUUUUGGGAGCUCGUUUAACAGCGUCAGGCAAGAGGCCACGCGCCUGCCCAGUGCGGCUGUUGCCGGCGCCAUGGCGGCACCCAGCGCUGCACCCGCCGCUCCCAUCGAAUUGAGCCCUCUGGAGGAGCAGGAGGAGGCAUCCGGCCCUGCCUAUCAGACGCGACUGGCCGAGAUCCAGGCGUCCUCGCUGGGCGACGUGAAGCGCAGGGUGGUCUCCAUUGGCGAGGCGUACCAGUCCAAGGUGGGCGAGCUCUGGUCCUCGUAUGCCAAGCGCCAGGCGGUGGCAUCCCCCGUCAUUGCAGAGUCGGCCGGAAGCCCCCGGGCACCGGUAGAGGAGACCAUCACCCUGGACGUCCUGCCCAAGGCCCAGCGUGGCGGCGCCCAGCUGGCGCCAGCUGUGCAGCGCUGGGUGGCAGACGCCCUGCACAAGCUGGGGCUCCGCUUCCGGGCCCUGCUGGACCGACUGGCGGCCCUGCAGGCCGGCCUGACGCACGACGCCGCCGGGCGGGAGCUGGGUUUCCUCCAGGCACUCAAGGCUGCGCUGCGCCAGUUGCUGAAGGGCCCACCCCCUUCCAAGGGAGAGCAGAGGCAGGCGCUAGGGGCCUGA
Auxenochlorella protothecoides is the source of this 720-nucleotide messenger RNA. RefSeq lists its product as hypothetical. The record is from RefSeq and is a predicted model, not a curated record. Lineage: Eukaryota; Viridiplantae; Chlorophyta; Trebouxiophyceae; Chlorellales; Chlorellaceae. The transcript is spliced from 4 exons. Bases 1 to 720 code for a protein of 239 amino acids.